Messenger RNA from Mustela lutreola (European mink), 4544 nucleotides. It is a transcript of the gene SCN2B, whose product is annotated as sodium voltage-gated channel beta subunit 2. The transcript has 6 exons. Gene Ontology annotation, cellular component: membrane; voltage-gated sodium channel complex. Gene Ontology annotation, molecular function: sodium channel regulator activity. Lineage: Eukaryota; Metazoa; Chordata; Mammalia; Carnivora; Mustelidae. Gene Ontology annotation, biological process: cardiac muscle cell action potential involved in contraction; regulation of sodium ion transmembrane transporter activity; membrane depolarization during cardiac muscle cell action potential. Bases 80 to 943 code for a protein of 287 amino acids. The record is from RefSeq and is a predicted model, not a curated record.
CUGCCCUUCCACACGGCAGGGUGCGGGCUCCUUCUCAGCGGAGGGGGCUGCCUGUGGAAUUCAAGUUCUCAUCUGAGGGAUGGGGGCUGACCUGGGAAAAAGGCCAGGGAUAGGUCAGCCCGUUUCACAGCACCUGCUUUCUGGGAGCCAGCAGGUCGGAGCCCCUCCGGUCCUUAAAUCCCGGCCACUUAUCCCGGGGGAGGAGCUCAGCAGACCGACAUCCCCCGGUUCGCAGGCUGCGCUGCGGCUGCUUCCGGGGAGGGGCCCAGCUGUUGUGCGCUACACCGCGGUUUGGCAAGGGUGUGUUCCCUUCCCUAGAUGGCAAACUUCAUGUGGCGGGGACUCUGCCGCCAUUGUUCACAGCAUGCCGCCGGGGCGGACCAUGGAGGUCACAGUACCUACCACACUCAACGUCCUCAAUGGCUCUGAUGCCCGUCUGCCCUGUACAUUCAACUCCUGCUACACAGUGAACCACAAACAGUUCUCCCUGAACUGGACCUACCAGGAGUGUAGUAACUGCUCUGAGGAGAUGUUCCUCCAGUUCCGCAUGAAGAUCAUCAACCUGAAGCUGGAGCGGUUCCGAGACCGCGUGGAGUUCUCAGGGAACCCCAGCAAGUAUGACGUGUCGGUCACACUGAGAAACGUGCAGCUCGAGGAUGCGGGCACCUACAACUGUUACAUCAUGAACCCGCCCGACCGCCACCGCGGCCACGGAAAGAUCUACCUGCAGGUCCUCAUGGAAGAGCCCCCUGAGCGGGACUCCACAGUGGCCGUGAUCGUGGGCGCCUCCGUGGGCGGCUUCCUGGCGGUGGUCAUCUUGGUGCUGAUGGUAGUAAAGUGUGUGAGGAGGAAAAAAGAGCAGAAACUGAGCACGGAUGACCUGAAGACGGAGGAGGAGGGCAAGACAGACGGAGAGGGCAACGCGGAGGACGGCCCCAAGUAACAUGGCCCCGCGGCCCCUCCCUCGCGUCCUGUCUUCCUCCCACCCUCCACCCUGCACACUGUGCCCCCGCCUGCCCUCUCUUGGUGUGCUUCUCUUGAUCCAGGGUCCCAGGGCCCACCUGGGGCCUCCCGAACCCCUCACUUCGUACCCCCUACCCUGCACCAAGAGUGACUCACCUCUCUUUCAUUUGGGAAACCUGCCAUGGCACGUGGGACGUGUGGGCCCUGGGGAGGGAGAAGUGGGCUCAAACUGCCUGUCCCUGAGAGGAGGCAGGAGGCCUGAGCGAGGGUCCCAGAGGGGGGGUGGAUGAGGGGGAGGUCAGCGGCCCAGCCUGCCUCGUUUGUGGACUGGUCUGGUGGGCCUCAGGGAAGAUCUGCGGAUGGCUGAGGGGCUCUCCUGGACUGCCUCAAGAGAGCCUGGGCUGUGGCGUGGCUCUGCUCCCUGAGCUGCUCCAGGCCAGGCAGCCCUGUCAGGCUGGGGACUGCUGAAGGGUUCCUGUCACUUGGGUGGGGGUGGGGCAUGUUGAAGGGAUGACUGCAUUUCCUGGGCACUGAGGGGAAGCCUUGGCCCAAGGACCUGUGCUCUUACCCCCUCUCCUUCGACAGCUGUUACCACAGGAGCCUGGGGGGGGGGGGAGUUCUGUUGGCAGCGCAUCUCUUGGGAUUGGGGCGGGAGGAGCACCACAUGAAGACUCACGGAGCUGGGCUGGGGAUGGGUUGAUUCCUUGCAGGAAGUGGUCAUUUUUCACCAUAGUGAACUACUAAGAGCAGAGAAAUUUCAAAGUUGGCUAAGGUCUGAAGGGGUGGGGGCUCCGUGGUAAAAUGGAGUUGGUUACAGUCUGCCUCCUCCAGCGGGGUGACGGCCCUCAGUGAGAGCGUGGGGCUGGGGAAGGUGGACGCGACUGUGGAGGAGUUGAGGUACAGACUGGGGCCUUCAUCUGGGCCUUCUCUUCAGACUUUCUCCGUGAGCUUCAGCAGGGUUUUUAGCUUUUCCUUUCCAGGGAAGGGGAUGCCCUGAGGGAAACAUCCUGCCGCCAUGUUUCACCCUCCAGGCCCCAGGGCCCCCCCUCUGUGGGGAGGCAAGUAGCAUUUCUGGAAAGCCAACUUUCACUGCCAUUUUACUCACAUGAAGAGGGAAUUAUUUAAGCCUCAAGAGAGGGAGAGAGACAGAGAGAACCUGCUGACGUGCACUCUACCUUGGAAGACCCUCAGAGAUCCAGGCGGCAAGCCAUUCCUUACGGGUGGGGAACCAGGUUCAGACUGGCAAGACUGAGCGUCCGGCCCUUCCCUCCUCUGGUUCCUCAGUCUCCAGUUUGAACCAACAGAGCCAUAGUUUUCCCUGUGGCAAGGGUCUCUGCGGGCUGCUAGACAGGGAAGUGAGGUGAGAGAGCUGGGCUGUCCACUGCCUGAUCCUCUCCCAGGGCGCUGGGGACGGAAGGAUGGAGCGGGCGGGCAGAGCUGCUGGCAAGGCCCCCCCCAAUCCCCAUCCCAGACUGACCUUCUUCAGCAUUUCCCCAGCCUUUCCAGGAGAUCAGACCCUGCCCAGGCUCCUGGAGUCAGUGCCUAGGGCAGGAACCGGUCUGAGGAAAGGGGGUAGAGACAGGAUGUGACAGUCUCAGGGAGCAUUCUCUGCCUCUGCCAGGCAGGUGGCCAAUUUGGGGAGAGAACAAGAGCAUACGGGAGGUUAAGUUUAAGUCACUUCAAUUCGACAUCCAUUUACUGAGCAUCUCCUGUGUGCCGGCCACCGUGCUGGCCGCCGGGGGGGACACACAAAGCCAUAACAGAGUUGGGAACUGUCAGGUCAGCACUGUGGGGACCAAGAUUCUUUUUUUUUUUUUUUUUUUUUUGUGCAUCUAAUUCCACCUCUGCAGCCACUGCUUCCAGGGCUGGAGUUGGAGAAGGAAGAGAGUCCUGACUCUGGGCCCUGGGAAGGGAAGAAAGGAAGGAAAGGGGAGGGGGAGGUGCACAGGGAACAAGGUGACAGGCCAGGCAGAGUGGGUGAAGAGUGGGGGACGGACAGCCUGGGUCACAGCUCCUGGGUGGGGGGAGUCCAGCUCCGUACCUAACUGCCAAUCAACACACUGCCAAUGGGAGUGGGCUAAGCCACCAGGAUGCCUGGGGUGGGCGGGCACAGCCCAUCCUUGGAGCCAACCAGCUCAGAGGGGAGCGAUGGGUGGUAGGCAUCUCAUACCAGCUGAGACCAAGGGUGGUUGGGACACACUUCUGCAGCCUGCAGAUUUCACUUUCCGGCAACCUCUCAAGUGCUCUCCUCUCCCAGGAUGAGUGGGGAUCUGCGCUGAUGCGGAGCACUUUUCUUUUUCCAGGAGGCGUAACAUUUAGGGGAAAUUUUUGCGUGAUUCCCUAGGUUUAUUCUAAGAAGUCCUAACUCUCCACCAAGAAGCGCCAGACUUCUGGGUUCAUUCCUUUCAACACCCUGACCCAGUGGGGCCCCCCGGCUGCCCACCCUCAUGGGCGCUUUCUCUUGCAGCCUCUUAGAAUCUCUUCUGGAGGUCUCCUAGGGCUGCCUCCCCCAGAGCCGUGAGGUUGGGAACAAGAUGGGGCUUCUUUGAGUAGAGGUGGGGAACGAGUGACAUGUUCCCAUAGCAGCCAUUUCUCUACCCUGCUUUCUAGUUUCUGCCAGCAAGCUGCUCCUGUCCCUGCGGGGUGGGGUCCAACCCCACUUCCAGCUGCAUGUUCCCAUCACUGCGCUCUGCUGGGUCCAGUCUGCUGGUUUCCUCCACCACCCCUGCCUCUCCUGUUGUCUUGGAGCUCCCUGUCUAUCUCUUCCUCCUAAUCAAGGGCCACUUGUAAAGAGAUGGGCUGGUCAACCCAUGGGACUUAACUUCUAAGAACAAAGUACAAUUUUUCAGGACUGAAAUGCCUUGAGGUGCCUUGAAACUGGCUUUGAAAAUGACUGCCUGCCCCUUAGCUAUGGACUAAUCACAGUUAUUCCCAAUUUAUAGAAAGGAAAAGCUGAUUGGAUCCAUAUUUUCUCCCCGGAAGUCCCCUUGGGGAAGUCGGGCUGGUAAGUAUUUACAAGGUCAGGUAAAGCAGAUGGACAAUGGGAAAUACUGGCCAGGUCCCAGAAGAUAGUCCCGGGCCAUAAGGAUGGCAUGGUGCGGUUGGAAUGAGUGAUAAAUCAAGAAAUUUCCUUGCAAUUUGUCUUAAGGACAGACUGUGCCUCUUGCUGAUGUCUUCCUCUAUUGAAGUUUGCUGAUGCAUUUGCACAUAGGUAUAUAGGUAUAGAUAUAUUCUAUAUACAAAUAGAAAACAUUGUGUUACAUCCACCCCAAAAGUUAUACUGGGUGAGGUGGGGGAAACCAUCAUUUCUCAAUGUUUUGAGUUGAUUCACCAAAGGCAAAUUACGGAAUGUUCUUACUGCUUUUUGUGCACUUGGAGGAGAAAACCCAACUACUUUUGCACUUUCUAGGUUUAAUGUGCUACAGGGUGGUUGGGGGGGGGGUGGCGGGGAGAAAAAUCCAGUGGUCCUCUGUGGCCCAGCUGCUGUGAGGUGUCUGCUUCUUGGAGCAGACUGCGUUUCUUUUGCAGUUUGCCGUAUUGCUUGGAUCUUUGGCUGCAAUAAACAGAUCAUCUCCCCUGAA